Brassica oleracea var. oleracea is the source of this 462-nucleotide messenger RNA. RefSeq lists its product as uncharacterized. The coding region runs from base 1 to 462 and encodes 153 amino acids. The transcript is spliced from 5 exons. The record is from RefSeq and is a predicted model, not a curated record. Gene Ontology annotation, cellular component: nucleus. NCBI's taxonomy places the organism in Eukaryota, Viridiplantae, Streptophyta, Magnoliopsida, Brassicales, Brassicaceae. Gene Ontology annotation, molecular function: RNA binding.
AUGGAAGAGAUAACAGACGGAGUGAACAACAUGAACUUGGCCGUUGAUUCCCAGAAGAAGAACCGGAUUCAAGUUUCCAACACCAAGAAACCAUUGUUCUUCUACGUCAACCUCGCCAAGGAUCUAAGUCGGUGGAACCAGAUGGUGAAUCAUUUCGGAUUACCUGGAAGCAAAACGUUUGCAGAACAAGUUGAGAUUUUGUCUCAAAGCUUGAAAAACUAUGUUAAGAUUGAAAUUACGCUUGGGAAGUCAGAGAAGUUUGAUGAGCUAAUGACUGCAGCCAAUGAAGAAAAGGAAGAGCAGCAGAAACUCAGGUACAAAGCUGAACAUAGCUUACUCCUUAUCUCUGAUGCCUUUGUGUUUACUCAUCCUCAAACUCAAGUAGUGUCUCCUCCCCUUUUCUCAUCUCACUCACACACUCUCUCUCGUUGCAGAACCUUCUCCUUCCAUCUCUCUGGUUAA